Papaver somniferum (opium poppy) is the source of this 1958-nucleotide messenger RNA. RefSeq names its product G-box-binding factor 3-like. The coding region runs from base 364 to 1551 and encodes 395 amino acids. The transcript is spliced from 13 exons. Gene Ontology annotation, cellular component: nucleus. Gene Ontology annotation, biological process: regulation of DNA-templated transcription. Gene Ontology annotation, molecular function: DNA-binding transcription factor activity; sequence-specific DNA binding. Lineage: Eukaryota; Viridiplantae; Streptophyta; Magnoliopsida; Ranunculales; Papaveraceae. The record is from RefSeq and is a predicted model, not a curated record.
UCUCUGCAAUUGAGUUUUUUGUUUUUUAUUUUCUGUGUUCUUUCUUCGGAGAAAAAAGAGAGAAAUUUAGUGGAAUGUUGAAGGUUUUUGGCAUGAUUUCCUGAUAAGGGGUUUUAUUUUUAGUUGAUUUCUGAUAAGGGGGUGCUAUUUACAGUUGAAGAAGAGGAGGAAGAAUUUUUUUUUUUUAUUGGGUGAAGUCAGAAGUGGGUUUUUGAAGUUCAUCAGAGCUGCAGGUAAUCUCCAAGUGCUAUAAGCGGAUUAUUAUUGUGGUCUGAAAAGCUUUGGUUAAUUACCUUUUGAUGCAGCUGGAAGUAGGGACUUUUCUUUACAUUGAAACUUCAAUAGUCAAAUUAGAACUUCACCAUGGGAAGUAGUGAAGCUGAGACAACGCCAUCCAAGUCUGAAAAAGAGUCUUCGCCUACUACACAAGAGCAGACUAGCAUGCCCGCGUAUCCUAACUGGGCAGCGAUGCAGGCUUAUUAUCCUCCUGGAAUGGCUAUGCCUCCUCCUCCAUACUAUAAUCCCGCAGUUGGAUCAGGUCAUCCUCCUCCCCCUUUUAUGUGGGGCGCACCUCAGGGUAUGAUGCCGCCAUAUGGGUCACCUUAUGGACCAAUUUAUGCACACGGAGGUGUUUAUGCCCAUCCUUCAGUUGCUCCUGGGGCUCAUUCUCAAGGUCCUACAGUUUCAGCAUCUCCUGUUGGAGGCGAGGCCACGGUGGCUACUCCUCUGAGUGUGACAACACCUGCGAAGUCAUCAAGUAAUAAAGAACAGGGUUUAAUGAAGAAGCUGAAAGGGUUCGACGGGCUUGUAGUUACACUAGGAAAUGGUGAUGCGAAUGGUGGGAGUGGUGAUAUGUCACACAGCGGGGACUAUAAGACUGAUGGUUCCAGUGAUGGAAGUGAUGGAAACACUGCAAGAAAGCAACAACCAAGGAGAAAAAGAAGUUGCGACGACAUGACAUCCACAGGUGAGGAUGAAAAAAUAGCUAAUUUCAAGUCCGGCGAAGAGGGUGCAACCGUUGUGGGAACUCCAGUAGGAACUCUGCCUUCAACUAUUGUAACAUCAAAUGCCAUAACUACUUUUCCUCCUGCAUCAGGUGCGGAGGUGUCAAAGCAUGAGGGAGUGCCUUCUGAUCUCUGGGUGAAGAGCGAACGGGAGCUGAAACGUGAGAGAAGGAAACAGUCUAACAGAGAAUCAGCUCGAAGGUCAAGGUUGAGGAAGCAGGCUGAGACUGAAGAACUGGCAACCAAAGUGGAAGCAUUGAAUGUUGAGAACAUGUCUCUUAAAUCUGAAAUCAGCCGAUUGACAGAGAAAUCAGAGAAGCUGAGGCUCGAAAACGCUGCCAUCAUGGAGAAACUGAAAAAUGCACAAUCCAGUAACAUGGUAAUUGAAGAAGCCGCCCAACCAAUCAGUACUGAGAACUUCUUAGCCAGAGUAAACAACAACUCCUCACAACAGGAGAGCGAGGUUCAAGAAAACUCUAAUUCCGGAACCAAACUGCAUCAGCUUUUAGAAUCAAGUCCUAGAACUGACGCUGUCGCUGCAGGCUGAUAAUAAUAACAUCAGGAAUGUUAUGCAGAAUGAGGCUUUGGGUUUAUUUUUCUUCCCCCCCUCUCCUCAACUUGAUUUCUAAUUUUACUAUAAAAGUACAAAAAUUACAAGUGUGGUUUUACUCCUUUUUAACAGUAAUUCAGUAGGGUUCGUAUAGGAAGUGACCGAGAAAAGUGAUGGGUUGAUCGGCUUCGAAGGGGUGUUAUAUAGAGCUUAUUUGACAACGAUGGAACCAUUGUAGGUUAUCUAUAUUUGUAUGUUUACUAGGGUAUGGUUUUGGAUUGUUUUUGUCAUUGCAGAAUAUGAUCUUGUUAACUUAUUAUUAGAUGUACAAUAUGAAGAAGAAAAAUUUGUACCCAAUACAGUUUAUUGGCAUGGUAUGCUAGAUUAAUUUUAUUACUGCCAAA